Messenger RNA from Necator americanus (New World hookworm), 1143 nucleotides. RefSeq lists its product as uncharacterized. The transcript has 7 exons. The record is from RefSeq and is a predicted model, not a curated record. NCBI's taxonomy places the organism in Eukaryota, Metazoa, Nematoda, Chromadorea, Rhabditida, Ancylostomatidae. Bases 1 to 1143 code for a protein of 380 amino acids.
AUGGACACGAUAACGAAGGAAAUCCAGAAGCAGCAUCCGUGGACUCUACUCUUUGCCGACGAUGUCAUGCUCGCGUCGGAGUCUCGAGAUGAUCUUCAGAAACAAGUGCAGUCUUGGAAGGAUCAGCUGCAGCAAUAUGGAUUGCGCCUCAACACAUCAAAAACUGAGUACAUGGAGUGCGGACCAAAGAUAGAUAGAGGAUGGUUCAAUUCGUGUCGAUGGCACCGAAUUAAACAAGGCGACAUUGAUCAAGAAGGUCGAGCACGUGUUAAUGCUGCAUGGAUGAAAUGGAAAAUGGCAACAGGGGUACUGUGCGACAAGAAAGUCCCUGUUCGACUGAAGUCGAAGAUCUACAGGACGGUUGUGCGUCCUGUUGCCCUUUACGGAUGCGAGUGCUGGCCGACAACGAAAGCCUUGGAAAGAGUGCUGCACGCUAUGGAGAUGCGGAUGUUGAGGUGGACGAUAGGUGUAACGCUAAAAGAGAAAGUAUCCAACGACACUGUACGUUCCAUCUUCGGCGUCGUCCCGAUAACUGAGAAGAUGAAGGAGGCGCGACUGAGAUGGUUUGGUUACGUCUUGCGGCGGGAGGAAGAUUCUGUUGCCAAAACCUCUGAAGCUCGGCGUUUCAGGAGUAGAAAUGUAUCUUUCAAUAGUUCUACUACCAAAAUUCCUGCGAAAUCCACAGGUCCAACUUCACUCAUUACUUCAGUUGUACCUAUCAACAAUGCACAAUCAAGAAGAGCGUCAGAAAGCGACGACAGUGACUUUCCUACCAUAGUCAUUGUUGCGAUAGCUAUUCAAAUCAUACUCUUCGUGAUUCUCAUUCUGCUUCUCAUUCUUCGAUGGCAACAUAAACAGCGAAAGAAAAAAUUAAAAUUAGCGUAUCAAAUUGAAAUGAUUGAAAAAGAAGAGAAACGUCGAAAAAAGAUGAAGAAAAUGGCAAAGAAGAGGAGUGGUUCUAAGCAAACAAAAACCGAUACAGAUGAGGACCAACCGAAUCUAUCGCAAGAACGGAAAAGCAGUGAUGCUAAAACCGAUGAGAUUCAACAAUCCGGAGAGCAGCCACCAGCGCCGCUUCCUAAACCACUUGGCGAACAACCUGAAAAUAUGGACGACUAUGAGAUGGUCGGCAAAACAUUCUGA